AUGGGGUGUGGACGCCGGUGUGGAUGUUGGGCGCUCAGUGAACUGGAACUGGAACGAUCCAGACACCAGGCUACCCUGGAGGAGAAUACUCGCUACCAGAGACACGUCCAGGAGCUGCGUGAGGAGCUAUCAACACUACACUCCACCGUAGCGGACCUGGAAAGACGCUACUCUGACCUCUCAGCACGCUACCGCAACACUGUGUCUUCUCUAGAUCAGGUCAAUGAUACGACUCUCAGGUUGAAGGACCAUUCAGCUGACCUGGUGGACCAGAACCGUCGCCUCAGGUCCAACUGUGACAAGUUAGAGGAAGAGGCACGCCUCCUGCGGGAGGAGCUGGAGAACGCGAGGGCCCAGGCGGAGGAGGAACACCGUCGGCGCGUCUCCAGCGAAGUCUCCCUCAGUCGAGACCUGGUCGACACUGAGAGGAAGUGUCACGUAAAGCUGCGUCGAGCCCACUCCUUGCACGACAUGGACAAGCAGCACCUCCGUCACGACCUCGACCGUCUGCAACUCGCCCUACACAGGGAAAAGAAGAGCCACCAGAUGACUUUAAGGGAUAUGUAUCGUCAUUACCCCUACACCUACUGCCUCCCUCAUAGCAUAUACAACUGCCAUGACUGCUACCACGAUCCCAUGCUCCUAGACUAAGAUAAGCAGCCAAGCCUCCGCGGACUAUUAUUAUAGGGUAAUAUUGAGUUCAGGUUCUAGUCUGAACUCACCCAAUGUCUCAUGUUUCAACAUGGAAGGAAGGUAUGCACUCGCGGGGAAGGCCAUGUGAAGAUAAUAACGUGGAUCAUGUAGCAUCUGGGAAUUGGGAAGAAAUCAGGUUUGAUCUAAGGAAGAAUAAGAUAGCUAUAAUUCGAGAAUCUUUCACCAGCAUCAAGGACUGAAGGGUAACGGUAACACUAAGAAUUUUGGUUUCGCUAUGUAUGGAUUUAUAGCCGUCUCUGUGGUUGGUUGGUUUAUUUCUCUGUUACAUCAAAACAUACUCCUUGCUAAGACCUUUUUCACUCAUUUACGCUGUAUUUGGAUAAAUUUAGAUAAUUUAUUUAUGGGCAUAUAAAGAAAUCAAAUUAAGUCUGUAUAAAAACAAAAUAUCCGUUUAGAACACAAUAUUGAAGGCCGGAAGAGUACCGGCGAAUAAUAAUAAAAAAAAAAGACCUGGAAGUUAAAACCAAAAUAUAGAAGCAAUGUUGCUGAAUAUAACGGAAGGUUGGGACAGACAGCAGGAGAGUUUGUGACUGGAGAUGGAACAAUUUCUCUUGACAUAAGUGAUAUGUGAUGACCCACCCAGUAGAGUUACGUCACUUGACCUAGGACUUCACCUGGCCAAUUUACCUGUUAGGUGCAUAAGAGCAACAGGUGUAACGAGACCGCCCAUACGUCUCGCCUGAUUCGGAUGUCACCCACAACAGUUGAUCAGCAUCCUGGUAUGUAUUUAAUGCUAGGAGAACAGAAGCAGCAGGCAUAAGGCGUGCACACAAGUCCCGCCUAGUCAAGAAUUAAACACGGGUACUCCGACUGAGGCGAAUGCACUACCGUUUAAUUACGAAAGUGUCACCAGUUAUUCUUGAACAGUUUUUUAUCGAUAUUAAACUCCUAGAGUUUGUUAAAAAAAAAGGCACAUAGGACGUGAUAAUAUGUAAUUACUGCAGAAUAGAUUAGGACUAACUACGGUAAGAGUCAAGUUCUGUACCUAGUUUGAAGUUACAGUAACAUACACAGUUCUAGGUUAAAGUCACUAAUAAAUAGUGCAGACUAGCAAUAUCCUACUAGCUAGUUCAGACAGCAACAUCAGUACUCCCCACAACCCCAGUAUUUCCGUACUAUUGGUUGGUUAAUUAGAUUUAAAGUCUACACGAGGGUCAUUGAGGCUGCGUAACAUGUUCACAACCAGUCAAGCAUACUUUAAUAUAUAAAAUAUAGAUUAAAGUAAACUCUCAGCAUAUAUACGCUGAGAGAAAUACACGUCAGCAUAUAUACGCUGAAAGAAAUUCACCUCAGAAUAUAUACGCUGAGGGAAAUAUACGUCUCCGUGUACGUAUCCCGUGUCAAGUAGUAUUUGCUUUAUUAUAUUAAAAAUCUAAAUUAAUUAAAAAUCGAAAUUUAUAAGUUUUACUGAUUUAUCCCUUUUUAAAAGGGAUAAAUCAGUAAAAUUAUGCAGUUUGAAAAGAAAAUUAAAAUGAUAUAGCACUAGAAUCCGAAACAAAACCGAAAUUGAGGCACAGCUCCUCGGGAGAAUGGAAGAAGGAGGGGCGACCUGAUAGAAGAAAAAUGUGAAAAAAAAAUUAACCUAAUGAUCAAGUGGUUCAUUAAUAUUUGAGACACAUGCCAAAAGAAAAAGAAGGGAUGUGAAGACAAGAACGAUGACAGGAAGUUACAACAAAACAGAAAAUGUGAGAAGGUUUAAGGGAAUUGAUAGAGUGAAAGCAGUGGGAUCAGGAAGAUCACCUUGGAGGCUGCAGGAAGCACAGAAACUAUGUAACCCCAUACCGAGUCGGCUAACACCCAGGUACCUACUUACUGCUAGAUGAGCAGGGGCAGCAGGUGUAAGGUAACUAGCACCCAGGUACCUACUUACUGCUAGGUAAACAUGGGGAACAGGUGUAAGGGAACACACCCAGAUACUUCUGUUUUAGGUUUAUAGGGCCACUGACACCUUACGCAAUAUCGUGACCAAACGGUCCCAACAUUUCUGCUUGUCCGUUGUUGUCACUGAAUUCCUGAUGUAUAACUGAAGCCAAAUAUUAAGCCAAUUUACCAUCGAUAGAUGAUAUUAAUAUAAACACAAAUCAUGCAAAUUGUUAAAGAUGCCAAAAUGAUAAAUAUCGUAGUUACCCAUUUAACUUAAGCUCUACGCUGCCAUUUUCUAUAAACAAAGUACAGCCAAAGUCAUAGAAAACUUCUAACAUAUUUUGGAUAAACUAUGAUAAAUAUUACUAUCACCAACAAUAGUUUCUAUUAUUAUUAUCACGGGGAAGCUGUAAACUCGUAGGAGUUAUACAUUACUUCAGAAUGGAAAGAGAUCAAGUCUGAUCAGAGGAAUUGGAAGAUAGCUCCAAUUUCUUGGCUCAAGAGCCCUCCAUUAUCAUAAGAAUUUGCUAUAUUAUUGCUAAAAUUAUAGUAAAACUUCUGUCGCUGUCAGGUUAAAAAUAUUUUAUUUGUAAAUUAUGCUUUAAAAUACAGUGUAGGCUAAUUGGUGUCCUAAAUUAUCUGCAUUUCUAAUAGGCAGAGGUUUAUUAUUAAAGUUAUUUGUGUUAAUAGAAAACCGAAAGUAUUUUUCUAUACUCAUUAUUUACGAUGUGUUUUUGGGUGUAAUGUAUUAUUAACGUUGUAAAUAUAGAUCAUAAGAACAUCGCUUUGAUGAGAUAUAUUAAACACUCCACAAAAUCAAUAAUAAUAUUAUUUUAUGUUAUACAAACAACAGUACGAGUUGAUCAUGCAAAAAUCCAUCACCAAUAACUUGUUAACAUAGAUUUCGUUUUACUACGAGAAACUUAAUAUAUCUACAAAACGGGAAACAGAAUAAAAAUGAGAAUAUUAUUAACAGUUUAAAGAUCUAUGAUAAUAUAUGUACUUAAAUUAUAGUUAUCAUUGUGUUGUCUGUAUUAAAAUAAUUCAAAUGAGCGUUUUCUCUUAUUUCACCUGUUUUUUUUUUUUAUAAUCACUUGUUACAGAUUGUAUUAAAACUAUACGGUUAUAACUAUGACCAUAAUUUAUAAGGGGUAGAGGGGUAAGCCAGUGGAAGGCCUCCAUUAGAUGACCAAAUGCUCCAACGGCGGGUCAUCUUGUAAGACCAACGUCAGGAAGCACUUGUCAUGUUUCCUGAUGAA
This is a messenger RNA of Cherax quadricarinatus, 3836 nucleotides long. The record is from RefSeq and is a predicted model, not a curated record. Lineage: Eukaryota; Metazoa; Arthropoda; Malacostraca; Decapoda; Parastacidae.